This is a messenger RNA of Cynara cardunculus var. scolymus (artichoke), 582 nucleotides long. Its product is annotated as glucose-1-phosphate adenylyltransferase small subunit, chloroplastic/amyloplastic-like. Gene Ontology annotation, biological process: glycogen biosynthetic process. Bases 1 to 582 code for a protein of 193 amino acids. Lineage: Eukaryota; Viridiplantae; Streptophyta; Magnoliopsida; Asterales; Asteraceae. The record is from RefSeq and is a predicted model, not a curated record. The transcript has 3 exons. Gene Ontology annotation, molecular function: glucose-1-phosphate adenylyltransferase activity.
AUGGAGAAGUUGAAGAUGGAGACACCAACAUAUAUCAUUCUUCAAAACAUGACCUAUCUUAUAUACCUUCUAAUCUCCUGGUUGCAGGGUACUGCUGAUGCAGUAAGACAGUAUUUGUGGCUGUUUGAAGAGCAUAAUGUUCUAGAGUUCCUAAUCCUUGCCGGAAAUCAUUUAUACCGUAUGGAUUAUGAAAGAUUUAUUCAAGCUCACAGAGAAACCGAUGCUGGUAUUAUUGUAGCAGCUCUUCCAAUGGAUGAAAAACGUGCCACUGCAUUUGGUGUAAUGAAGAUCGAUGAAGAAGGGCGUACAAUUGAAUUUGCAGAGAAACCAAAAGGAGAAAAACUGAAAGCUAUGAAGGUUGAUACCACAAUUUUAGGCCUUGACGAACAAAGAGCUAAAGAGAUGCCUUAUAUUGCUAGUAUGGGUAUAUAUGAAGAUAAGUUCCCUGGAGCAAAUGAUUUUGGAAGUGAAGUAAUUCCUGGAGCAACUUCUAUUGGGCUAAGAGAAACUGGCAUGCUUGAGAAGUGCCAUCUAGACGGUGACAACUUACCAACAUCAAAACAACUUCAAGUUUUCUCUUAA